AUGUCGCUGCAGGCACCGGCCCGGGUCGCUGUAGCGACGACUGAAAGUGAUGCAGCUCAGAGCCAGCAGAUCCAGGAGAUUGCCUCCGAGGUUCUGCGGCUGCGGCUGGUCCAAUCGCAGUACAAGCAGUUGGAGGGCCAGCUACGCACCACAUCGGAGAAACUGCGAGACCUCCUUCCGGACAAGGCACCCCACUUCUCGCAGUACCUGGAGCAAGGUUUGCGCCCUGGGGGUACUGUCGGUACGCUGGGAGGUUUUCAUGGCGGCGCAGAACCUGAGAGCCUGCUGGGGAUCAUGGAAUGCCUGUGCGUCGUUUGCAACGCCCAAGUUUCUUCUCGACGGGAAGACCUCGUGGCUGCUUGUCAGUGGCUUCUCCAGGAUCCCAAGUGCCUGGCCGAAACUUUGGCCUCGCUGCCUGCCGCACCGGGAGCUUUGUCCCGGAGGUUGGCUCCCUACCUUCUAACAUGCGACAGCAGCUGGCGGGGAAGCUUGAAUGAGGCUGGGCAAUGCUACGAGGCGUUUAGAUCAUGGCUGUCCUGCUACUACCAGUACUCAUUGGUGUCUGCACAGAUGGAGGCCAGCGCAGCUCAAUUGCAGCUCCAGGAGCAGCUGCUCAAGGAGCUGAACAAGGAGCCAUCUCCAGGCACAGACGUCCCUCGCAGUACGCAAGUAAAAUCAGCGGUGUGGCGUCACUCGUCGGGUCUCAGGCGGUCGUCCUCUGUUCAGUCGACAUCAAGCGCAGGAAGUCGGCGGUCGCCAUCGCCAUCCGAUGUGAAGGCGGCAAGACCUGGCGAUGCCGGUGGUCGAAAGAGUGCAGGCGGUGCUAUUUCUUUGACGCGUGUCUCACGCGAGGCUUCUCAGAAGAGCCCACUCGGGCGCAGUGAGAAGUCAUUGAAAACGGCACGGGCCUCUGACAUCUUUGGGCUGGAGAUACUGGAGGCUAACUGCAAAGCAGUCGCGAGCUCACGUUGCCUGUCCGCUUGUGCUUUGUUGCUUUGCAGGGGUCAUGGCGAGCUUCUCCGUGAAAUCAGCCGUGCGCGUCGCACAAGGAAUGCUGAAGCGAGUCGAGUUCACUUCAAGGACUCGCGAAGGACCCUUGGCAACACACCGACCAUUUUUGCAGCCUACUUACCGGACACCACGGAGUUCAAGAAGCUACCAGUGGUGUAUUGGCUGUCUGGCUUGACAUGCACGGACGAGAACUUCUCCCAGAAAGCAGGCGCCUUCCAGGCCGCCUGUGACAAUCAGGUUGUUUUGGUGAUGCCGGACACAUCUCCACGGGGCGAUGGUGUACCAGACGAGGAGCCGCAUGCCUACGAUUUUGGAAUCGGAGCUGGGUUCUACUUGAAUGCCACGACGGACAAGUACAAGACCCACUACAACAUGUAUGAUUUUGUGGUCAAGGAGCUUCCUGACUUUGUGGAGGCCAACUUUCCCGUCAGCUCCAAGCGCGCAAUCUCCGGCCACUCUAUGGGCGGCCACGGUGCACUGACUAUCGCCAUGAAGAACCCAGAGAGGUACACUUCGGUGUCUGCCUUUGCCCCAAUCUGCAACCCAAUGAACGUUCCUUGGGGGCAGAAAGCUUUCAAGCUCUACUUGGGGGAGGACCAGCAGGGCUGGAAGCAGUACGACGCCACCGAGCUCAUCUCGCAGUACACAGGCAAAGAUCUGCAUAUCCUGUGCGACUGUGGGACGGCCGACAGCUUUCUCGUGGGCGACGUGAACCAGUUGCAGCCAUUGGCCUUCAUGGCCGCAGCACAGAAGGCGAAGAUCCCAAUCACCUUCAGGAUGCAGGCUGGGUAUGACCACUCGUACUACUUCAUGUCGACUUUCAUUCGUGAGCACCUGGAGCACCAUGCGCGCUUUCUGCAUGCGGGUGGCUAUGGUGCCUGA
Molecule: messenger RNA, 1893 nt
Organism: Symbiodinium sp. CCMP2592
Lineage: Eukaryota; Dinophyceae; Suessiales; Symbiodiniaceae
Source: the annotation of a GenBank genome assembly